Molecule: messenger RNA, 835 nt
Organism: Meloidogyne enterolobii
Lineage: Eukaryota; Metazoa; Nematoda; Chromadorea; Rhabditida; Meloidogynidae
Source: the annotation of a GenBank genome assembly
AAUGACAGUGGAUUCACAAACUUCUCCUCAAACUCAAGAUGCUUCCUUAUUUAGAAGGCCAAAAGUUUAUAUUAUUGGUGUUGGAAUGACAGCGUUCACAAAACCGCUUACAUCUGGCAAGGAUUAUCCAGAAUUGGUUAAAGAAGCAGUUGGCGAAGCCUUGAGUGAUGCUGGUGUAAGAUAUGAACAAAUUCAACAAGCAACCGCUUCCUACAUGUAUGGUGGGUCUUGUUGCGGUCAAAGAGCAUUAUACGAAAUUGGACUGACAGGAAUACCUAUAUUUAAUUUGAAUAAUGCCUGUGCAAGUGGUUCCAGUGGAAUUUUUCUUUGUAAACAAAUUAUAGAAAGUGGAAAUGUUGAUUUAAUGCUGGCUGUUGGGUUUGAAAAGAUGCAACCAGGAAGUUUAGAAAAUUCUCCAGAACAUUUAGACGACCGUGCUUUACCCGUAGAAAAACAUAUUCAAUUAAUGGCCGACACCUAUGGAUUACAAGCGGCCCCAAUAACUUCCCAAAUGUUUGGAAAUGCUGGACGUGAACAUAUGGAAAAAUAUGGUACAACAAGAGAACAUUUUGCUAAGAUUGCGUGGAAGAAUCAUUUACAUUCUGUCCAUAAUAACAAAUCACAGUUUCAACGUGAAUUCUCUUUGGAUGAAGUUGUUAAUGCUAGAAAGAUUUAUGAUUAUAUGGGUCUAUUCGAAUGUUCUCCAACCAGUGAUGGUGCUGCUGCUGUCAUAAUUUGUAGUGAAAAAUAUAUUGAACAAAAUCCUCAUUUAAAGCCUCAAGCAGUUGAAAUUGUUGGAAUUGAAUUAGGAACAGGUUUUUUAAUUUUAAAUUGA